CCCCGCGCUGAAAGCGACGGAGACCGCAGGGGGGAGGCGGAUGAGAGCGGAGAAGUGGGAUUGGUGUGCUUGACUGUCGUGCACGACUCUGCUCUGCCCAUCGCUCGAGAGCCGCGGGGCUCAACGAGGGACUGCAAGGGCCAGAGUGGCAUUAGAAAGCCAUCAAGAGAAGAGACGACCGCUCCACUGCCAAAGGCAGCACAACAUGUCCCGGGUUCCCUCCACCGACCUUCCUGAGCCCCUCACCACCAGCUCUGAGUCGCUGCAGAGGAGCAGGGGCAUGGUGGGAGAAGGCACAGCACCCCAUGCCCAGACUCUGUGUCGGGAUCCUGCCAUGGGCCGGUGAUAUCAGCAUGACCUGGCUCCCCACUCCCUUACACCUCUGUGACUACCAGAUCGAGUCCUCAAAAUAAAUGCAGAGAAGAAAAAUUAUUUCAGGGGGAGAAAAUUGAGAGAUACCCAAGAGUCCAACCUGGUUCGAUGCCUAAAAUGACUUCAUUUUGAGGAGUAAACAGUGACAUGUUUUCACAAGUUCGAAAGACUGCAGGUUCCAGGAAAAGGUUAAAGCACCAGAGUCCUUAAAACACUGGGUGAGAACCACAGGUGUGACCUUUGUGCCCAAGCCAUCAAGCCUUCAGGAAUGGAGGCAAAUGUUGCUAUAACUGAAUGUGCCCAUCACUUCAGAAACCCAUCAGCCAGUUCUACUCAGAUGGCACAACAAGCAAAGGAGUUGGUCACCGGGUACCCACAGGAGCCACACGUGGCGAUGGGAUGGAUGUAACCAAGAAAAGCAAGCGAGAAGGCACGGAAGUCACUGAAAGGCUUAUCACUGAAACAGUAAGCACAAGACUGACAUCCUUACCACCAAAAGGCGGGACCAGCAAUGGCUACACCAAAACAGCUUCUCUUGGUGGAGGGGGCCGGCUGGAGAAGCAAAGCCUGACCCAUGGCGGCAGCAGCUACAUGAACUCCAAUGGAAGCUUGCGAGGCAGUGGCUCCACCUCCAGUUACCGGAGGGCUCACUCCCCUGCCUCCACCCUGCCCAACUCGCCUGGUUCAACCUUCGAAAGGAAAACCCACGUUGCCCGCCAUGGAAUGUACGAAGGGAGCUCCAGUGGCAACUCUUCCCCAGAGUACCCUCGGAAGGAAUUUGCAUCUUCUGCAACCAGAGGACGAAGCCAAACACGAGAGAGUGAAAUUCGAGUGCGGUUGCAGAGCGCCUCACCGUCUACCAGAUGGACAGAGCUGGACGAGGUCAAGCGUCUGCUCAAGGGCAGCCGAUCAGCAAGUGCCAGCCCCACCCGGAACUUGUCCAACACACUCCCCAUCCCCAAGAAAGGCACUGUGGAAACCAAAGUAGUGACGGCGAGCUCUCAGUCAGUGUCGGGCACCUAUGACACCACCAUCCUGGAUGCCAACCUGCCCUCCCACGUGUGGUCCUCCACGUUGCCUGCAGGGUCCUCCAUGGGUACCUAUCACAACAACAUGACCACCCAGAGCUCGUCCCUCCUCAACACCAACGCCUACUCGGCAGGGUCAGUCUUUGGAGUCCCAAACAACUUGGCCUCCUGCUCUGCAACCCUGCAGCCGGGACUCAGCUCCUGCUCCUCAGUGUUCGGAAUGCAGAACAACCUGGCCCCCAGCUCAGCUACUCUGUCCCAUGGCACUGCCACCACUUCCACAGCCUAUGGUGUGAAGAAAAACGUGUCCCAGACCCCUGCUGCUGUGAGCACCAGUGUGUCCACCACCUCCGCUGCCUGCACUACCAAUGUCCAAAGCGAUGACAUCUUGCACAAGGACUGCAAGUUCCUGAUCCUGGAAAAAGACAAUGUGCCCUCCAAGAAAGAGACGGAGCUGCUGAUCAUGACCAAGGACAGCGGGAAGGUCUUUACUGCGUCCCCCACCGGCAUUGCUACAACUUCUUUUUCAGAAGACACACUGAAAAAAGAGAAGGAGGCUGCCUACACUGCUGACACCUGCCUGAAAGCAGAAGCCAAUGGAGAAGUGAAGGCAGCAACCACCAACGGCAAGUCUGCCUCCAAAGAAAUUCAUGCUUAUGACCACUUCAGCGGAGCUGGCGCUGGAGGCGGAAAUGGCAGCGGCGGAGGACUGUGGGGGGCCGCACCCUCCUGGUGCCCCUGUGGCUCCUGCUGCAGCUGGUGGAAGUGGCUGCUGGGCCUGCUGCUCACCUGGCUGCUGCUCCUGGGACUGCUCUUUGGCCUCAUUGCCCUGGCGGAGGACAUGAGGAAGCUGAAAGCCCGUGUGGACGAGCUGGAGAGGAGGCAGGGCAACGAGAUUUACUAUGAGACGGAAAGCAGCCACAAGGAACGGCUGCAGGGUGCCUCACCUGACGAGGGGGCCGGGGCAGGCAGGGCCGGAUUCGGUGGCAGCGGUGGCCUCAGCCAGGAGGAACUGUGGCUGUUUGUGAGAAACAGGCUGCUGCUGGAGCAGGAGAAGGGAAAUCUCCGAGGAAGCCCUGGCCCUAAAGGUGACAUGGGAAGUCAAGGUCCAAAAGGAGACCGAGGCCUCCCUGGGACUCCAGGUAUCCCUGGACCCUUGGGUCACCCUGGUCCAGAAGGACCAAAGGGACAGAAAGGCAGUGUGGGAGAUCCUGGCAUGGAAGGACCCAUGGGCCAGAGAGGGCGAGAAGGCCCCAUGGGACUGCGUGGUGAACCAGGGCCUCCUGGGUUUGGGGAGAAAGGAGACAGAGGAGCCGCUGGUGAACCCGGUCCUCAGGGCCCUCCUGGUGUCCCAGGUUCUGUGGGCCCGAAAGGGUCCAUCGGCUCUCCCGGCCCUCAGGGACCUCCAGGCUUCACGGGUCUCCAAGGUCUCCGAGGUGAAGUAGGACUUCCUGGUGCCAAAGGUGACAAAGGACCUGUGGGAGCUCCAGGACCCAAAGGUGACCCCGGUGAGAAAGGACCCCGAGGCCUCACAGGCGAGCCUGGCACGAGAGGUUUACCGGGGGCUGUAGGUGAGCCCGGAGCUAAGGGACCGAUGGGCCCUGCUGGCCCCGAUGGACUCCAAGGUCCAAGAGGUGAAAAGGGCCUUACAGGUGCGCCUGGAACCCGGGGCCCUCCAGGACCUUCCGGAGACCAAGGAAAGCCAGGUCUCACAGGACCCCGAGGACCUCAGGGACUUCCUGGGACCCCUGGCCGACCAGGGAGUAAAGGUGAACCAGGCACCCCAGGCAGGAUCACAACUUCAGAGGGUUCAUCCAUGGUCACCGUCCCAGGUCCCCCAGGGCCUCCUGGCGCCAUGGGACCUCCAGGACCUCCAGGUUCCCCAGGCCCUGCUGGCCCUGCUGGUCUCCCAGGACAGCAAGGCCCGAGAGGAGAGCCAGGCCUUGCUAGUGAGCUGUCUGUGGGCACCGGCACCUCCAUCUCUGAGAUCAUCUCUUCCCAAGGCAUUGAUUUACGAGGCCCGCCAGGCCCACCAGGGCCCCGUGGACCACCAGGACCAGCUAUCCCAGGCCCCCCGGGACCCCGAGGCCCACCAGGGGAAGGCUUGCCAGGCCCUCCGGGCCCCCCAGGAUCUUUCCUGACUUCCUCAGAAACCUUCUCUGGCCCCCCAGGCCCACCUGGCCCCCCAGGCCCCAAGGGAGACCAAGGUCCCCCAGGCCCCCGAGGACAUCGAGGCGAGCAAGGCCUCCCAGGGUUCCUGACCUCAGACACCGGUUCUCUCGGACUCAACCUGCAGGGACCACCAGGCCCACCUGGUCCGCAGGGACCCAAAGGUGACAAAGGUGAUCCUGGGCUUCCUGCUGGUCCCUCCCGAGGGGGUUCAUCGAGCACCACGUACACAGCUGGUCCACCUGGCCCACCAGGGCCCCCCGGGCCCCCGGGCUCUCUCCGAAACUCCAUGGAGAUCCAGCAAUACAUCUCGGAGUACAUGCAGAGUGACAGCAUCAGGGCCUAUCUUUCUGGAGUCCAGGGUCCCCCGGGUCCCCCUGGCCCCCCAGGGCUCACCACCACCAUCACGGGGGAGACUUUUGACUACUCAGAGCUGGCCAGGCAUGUCGUGGGCUACUUUCAGGCUUUGGGCUACAGCAUCGGCAGGUCCUCUGGCUCUGUCUCCUCCGAAGACAUCCUGGCCGUGCUGCGGCGGGAUGAUGUGCUCCAGUACCUGCGUCAGUACCUGACAGGCCCUCAGGGUCCCCCAGGCCCACCAGGAGCCAGUGUCGAUGGAGCCCUCUUGUCCUCUUUGAAUUACGCGGAGCUGAGCAAACACAUUGUCAGCCACCUGUCCAAUUCUGGCUUCAGCAUUGGCCUUCCUGGCCCACCAGGCCCCCAGGGCCCCCCCGGCCUACCAGGGACAUCUUACGAGGAGCUCCUCGCCUUGCUCAGAGGGUCUGAAUACAGAGGCAUCAUUGGACCUCCAGGGCCCCCUGGGCCACCUGGUAUCCCAGGCAACAUGUGGUCCAGCAUCAGCGUGGAGGAUCUCUCAUCUUACCUGCACACUGCUGGCUUGUCAUCCAUUCCUGGCCCACCAGGUCCACCUGGCCCCCCGGGUCCUCGAGGGCCCCCGGGGGUCUCAGCAGCUCUGGCAACCUAUGCAGCUGAGAACAAUGACAACUUCCGGAGUGAGCUGAUUAGCUACCUCACAAGUCCAGAUGUGCGCAGCUUCAUCGUGGGCCCCCCAGGGCCGCCGGGGCCACAGGGCCCCCCCGGAGACAGUCGCCUGGUGUCCCGAGAUGGCUCCUACGGUUGGAGUAGCAGCUCCUCCACCAGGCGGGGCUCCUCCUACAGCUCUGCGAUGGGAGUUGGAGGAACCAAUGGAGGAUCCCUGGGAGCAGCUGGGGCCUUUGGUGCAGGGGAUGGUGGCCCCUACGGCACUGAUGUGGGCCCUGGUGGCAGCUAUGGGACAGCAGCGGCAGAAGGUGGUGUGUACGGAGGUGGUAGCAACGUGCUCCAGGGUGGCUUUGGUGGAGACCUGGACUACAAUGAGCUGGCUGUGCGGGUGUCAGAGAGCUUGCAGCGUCAGGGCCUGCUGCAAAGCAUGGCCUACACUGUCCAGGGUCCACCAGGCCAGCCUGGGCCCCAGGGGCCCCCUGGCAUCAGCAAGGUCUUCUCUGCCUACAGCAACGUAACCGAGGAUCUCAUGGACUUCUUUCGAACUUACGGAGCCAUUCCAGGACCACCAGGACAGAAGGGAGAUAUGGGUACCCCAGGACCUAAAGGUGACAGGGGCCCUGCUGGACCACGAGGUCUUCCUGGACCACCUGGCUCUCUGGGGCACAAAGGGGAAAAGGGAGACAAAGGUGACCACGUCUACAUGGGGCGAAGGAAGAGAAGUGUCGCCAUCAAGCCAUAAGUGGGCCUUGGUGGAGCAGCCAGUUCUCGCCACGUCCCUGGGCCUGUAGGUCAGAUUUCCCUCCAGAGGUAAAGCUGGAGUCUAUGAGUGUCCUACAGCAAGGAGCUGUUACCUGCCAACUAUGAUUAGUCCACACAGAAGUCAUGUAGAGAAUUCAAAGAUACAUGGUCUCAAACAGCUUCACAGGGUGCCCUGAUGAGCAGUCGCCAUGUUUUAGGGUAAAACGUUCUUCCCUGCCCUCUAGAUCCAAGUGCCUUGGCUUCUUUUAACGCUUAGCUUGAACCCCAACCUAGGAACGCUAGUUAUACAAAUUUGGCUUAGGAGUCUCAGGGCUUCACCUACAAAUGAGCCCAAAAGAUGGAAGACGGGCUCAGAGUCUCCCUGGGGGUGACAUGCGAGGUUGUGCUCUGCUUACUGGGGAAAAGCCUGCGCCAUCUUCUGCCUCCCCUUCAUGCUGCCUUCUAUCUGGGAACCACUGGUCAGGAAGCGACUCUCGCAAUGGGAGAAAUUAGGAAACGCAGUUCCACUGUGGGAGGCCAUCGCGUUUCUAAAGGCUACACCACUUGCUUAGGAAGACUGACUACAGCUUUAAUCUGUAUCUACAGGUCCAUGCUAGUUUAUAGGUGACUGUCCUAGACUGCAGCAAGGGGGCCAGUGACAGUGGGCGAGGACCGGGAGGGGAACGGACGCUUGGUGCUGGGGAAAUGGCUUCCACCCAUGUGUCACCCACCGCUCGCUUAGGAGACAGCUUGUGGGGGCUGGGCACAGCGGUUUAUAAGCACUUUUCACUGUCUAAAAAUAUCUGUGUGUGGUCUAAAAGACAAAAAGUCAUUUCAAGUGUAAAAUUUCUAAUUAAAAUUUUUAAAAUAUG
Molecule: messenger RNA, 6181 nt
Organism: Cavia porcellus (domestic guinea pig)
Lineage: Eukaryota; Metazoa; Chordata; Mammalia; Rodentia; Caviidae
Gene: Col17a1
Product: collagen type XVII alpha 1 chain
Exons: 61
Coding region: 667-5310 (1547 amino acids)
Biological process (GO): extracellular matrix organization
Molecular function (GO): extracellular matrix structural constituent conferring tensile strength
Source: RefSeq, a predicted model, not a curated record